Erigeron canadensis is the source of this 728-nucleotide messenger RNA. RefSeq names its product glycine cleavage system H protein, mitochondrial. The transcript has 4 exons. Gene Ontology annotation, cellular component: glycine cleavage complex; cytoplasm; mitochondrion. Gene Ontology annotation, biological process: glycine decarboxylation via glycine cleavage system; protein lipoylation. The record is from RefSeq and is a predicted model, not a curated record. NCBI's taxonomy places the organism in Eukaryota, Viridiplantae, Streptophyta, Magnoliopsida, Asterales, Asteraceae. The coding region runs from base 122 to 610 and encodes 162 amino acids.
CAAAAACAAUCUAAAAGAAAAUACCACUACUCAAUCCCCAUCAUAUCUGCUUCUGUGUGACCCAAACACAUACACACACACAACCAAAAACAUACACACACAUAGAAAGAGAGACUCUAGAAUGGCUCUUAGAAUGUGGGCUUCUUCUACAGCCAAUGCUCUAAGGCUAUCUACUGCAACAAGACCUCAUUUCUCCCCUCUUGCCAGAUGCUUCUCUUCUGUAUUGGAUGGGCUCAAGUAUGCAAAUUCACAUGAAUGGGUGAAGCAUGAAGGCUCUGUUGCCACUAUUGGUAUUACUGACCAUGCUCAGGACCAUCUUGGAGAGGUUGUGUUUGUGGAUUUGCCUGAAACCGGAGCCUCAGUGAGCAAAGCAACUGGAUUCGGAGCAGUAGAGAGUGUCAAAGCCACCAGUGACAUUAACUCCCCGAUCUCCGGAGAGAUUGUUGAAGUGAACUCUAAGCUGUCCGAGACCCCUGGUUUGAUCAAUUCAAGCCCAUACGAAGAUGGAUGGAUGAUUAAGGUGAAGCCCAGCAACCCAUCAGAAUUGGAAUCUUUGAUGGGUUCGAAAGAGUAUACGAAGUUCUGUGAGGAAGAAGACGCUUCUCACUAGACUUGAAUAUACAUGAUGAUGUCCUACGAAUUUUUUCAGUUUCUUCCUCAACUUCGACUAACUGAAAUCUCAGUUGUUUCAAAUAAAUCAUAUUAUUCGAAGGUUUGAUGUUGAUCAA